AUGGGAAUUUUAUUCAAUGAGACGGAAUUUCCGUCGGAAGAAUCGCUAAGGAUUUAUAAGUAUUACGAAUAUACCUGGUUCUGUAUAACGUUUAUUAUUGUCAUCUACACGUUGUCUGUGAUGUCAAAUAGUAAGUGGAUUGACUGAAGUAGAAACUUUAGAAGAAGCCAGCGCAGGCAUCAGCACUUACAAAUGGUAUCUUAUUCAUGGCAUGUUGUGGUAAGUUGUUUUAAUUGGUGAGCCUGUUUACAACACAAAACAAUUACCUUGGUAUUAGGGGGUGUUUAUUUGAUGUAUGCUCAACUCUGAUCGGUGCAGUCACUUUAUUCCCUCUGCCCUGUUAUUACGGUGUGAAUCUGGCCUCCAACUUUAGUGGGAAUGCCCAAUUGGUCUACUUUUUCAUUGCAGUUGGCUCUUCCGUGGCCAAAGGGCUCGCUCUUCUCUAUCAAUUCGAAUAUCGGUAUUAUCAGGCGCUGCCCAUUCACUCCUGGUAUCGGAAGAACUUUGAAUUUUUGCAUGGAAGUUAUGCAUUCCAUUGCAGAGUUUUAUAUACACUUGUUGCUUUGGGAACCGUUUUGGUAAGAUGAUGAUUUAAAACAUUGUUAUAAUUGCUGGGAAAGCCUCUUUGUCAACGAUCGAAGUUCCCUUGGCAUCAGCCCUUUUCGUGUUAUGCAAUUUUUUUGUUUAGAUACCGAAAGCACUCGAUCUCCCAGAUCAAGAAGAACAUAAGGCUUAUCUGGCAAGUAUCGACCCGUAUAUGGGCGUUUUAUUCAAGCAACACCCAACCGCAACUUGCUUCGGAAGUGGCCUUUACAACUUCGAGUUUACUUUUCUAUUUUGGGCUACAUCCUCGACAAUUUUAUGCUUCGUUUUUGCAAUCCUGAGUUAUUUAAACAUCCGUGAACAAAAGUUUACAGCAGCCACGUACCGGCUUCAAGUAAUGUUAUUUCGCUCGCUUAUCGCUCAAAUGGUCGCUUUCUUCUGCCUUUAUAUGAUUCCCGGGACAUUUUACUUGCUGAGCGGUAUCAUGAAGAUUGAGAACAUGCCCAUCUAUAAUGUUGCGGGGUUCUAUCUCUAUGUUACACACACUUCUGUCGACAGUCUGAUGGUCCUGUUUUUUAUAAAGCCGUACCGGAGACUGGUGGCAUCAAAUCUCCAGCAAAUAAUGAGGAGUGUCUGUAUUAUACGUGAGUGUACAACAAGGCUGGAUUCACUUAAAGUGGUUCCCGCAAAGCCAUCGACAACGUUAACCCACCAUGAAACGGCCGGGGCUUGAAUUGUAACAAUGACUUCAAAAAUGGAAGUAUUAUAAUGAUGGGGAAGAGACUUGGACAGGAAUAAAAUACGUAAAGCUAGUUCAAUGCUUUCAAAAGUUAUUGGGCUAAACUUUUUCUACUGACUGCGGUAUUUGUGAUGGGAUACACCGACUUCAAAAUUUGUCCAUUUUUUUAUUACCCUGUGCAUACGUCAUAAAAAACGCCUCCUAGAACAACAGGUCGUUUGCUACAAUAUCCCAAAAUUUGAGCAAAUGUAUGUUUUGCAUUAUAUGUUGCAAUUGUUUUAAUUUCAGUUCCCGGUUUUGUUUGCAGUUUGUUAAAUUAACAUUAACCUAAUGAUGACUGGACAAAACUUUUAAUAAAUUUCUAAAACCCUUAAGGGAAAUUUUUUAACAAAACAAACGCUUUUGUUUUUUGGCAAGUGAACUACAAUUCUAUUUUGAAAAGAAAUAAAACAAAGAAAUUUUUAUAGGCUUCUUUGGUAUGCAUAAUAGUGAAUUUGCUUAUGUUUUUUGGAAAAGUCGCUGGAGUGAUUUCGGCGACAUGUACAGUGCAAGAAAGGUCAGGGUGCGAGCCAUAGCCCUGACAACCCGGUUGGACAGUGCAAAGAUUUGGCGAAACGACUUUCUCCUCCUUUUGCGUACUCUCUUGUAGUCAAAGAACGUUGUAAAUUUAGGUAUCUAAUACUGCGUUAUAUGGUUUUCAUAAGAGCGAAAAGUGUAUAAAAAACGAAGCACGUCCCUUGAUAGUUCCCUUGUCAACCCCAAUUUAUCAUAUUCCUGUGGGUUUACACUGCCUUGUUAUACAUUCUUUGAAGGGCAGCUGAUAAAUUUAUUUUAAGUGUCUUUGGUAAAAGCCCAUCCCCGAGACUCUUGACUAAGUACUCAACUUUGGAUUUUUAGGCACAAAUCUCAACUCAUCUUUGCCGUCUGUUUUUCGCACACUUUCUUCGAUUUUGUGCUGUUACAAUAACACGGCGAUGUUGCCUAGAAAACGCGGAAAUUGUAUUCCUUAUACAUUUUUCACAAUUCUUGUUCAAGGAACCAAUUGUAAGAAAUGGUACGUUGAAUAA
Bursaphelenchus xylophilus (pine wood nematode) is the source of this 2349-nucleotide messenger RNA. Lineage: Eukaryota; Metazoa; Nematoda; Chromadorea; Rhabditida; Aphelenchoididae. The record is from the annotation of a GenBank genome assembly.